GUGGUGAGAUCGAUGAAGUGGCAGGCAGAGGGAAGAGGAGGAGGAGGAGGAAAAUCUCACGAGAUAAUGAAAGAACAAGAGGAGAGCUGCUAGUGUAGAGCAAAAAACGAGGCUAGAACGGGACAUUUUUUUGGAGUGAAAACCAAAGACUAAAAAGAAAGAAAAAACAAAGGAACGAAAAGACCGAGAGAGAUUCGCCUGUAACCGCAGAUGGUUUUUGUUGUCGGGUUUUGGUGAAUGUUGCACCCCGGGGCGCAGCGGACCAAUUGUGCGAAUCUGCAGGGCUGCUCGGUGACAGAGUCGGAGAGAUGCACAGGACGGACGAGAGUCGCGGACGGGCUCUGAGAAGUGGAUAAUACAGGCACAAAAGCGAGGCUUUUGCCGAGGAACCCAGCUGAGCACCAAAGAGACAAGCAGAGCGCUGAUGCACAAGCGAGAAUAAAAUCACAGCUAGAGCUCCUAAUGCUGUUGCAAUCUCGUUUUCUGGGAGUUUGAAGGAGUUUGAAGACAGUACUUAACGUUAUCAGAUAAUUAAUUAGACACCCUAUAAGCCCGGAAAUCAAUUAAUUCACAAAUCAAUAAAUCCAUAGUCUGGUGUAACAAGAGACCUUACAGACUGUUUGCCCAGUUGUCGAAAAACAAUAACAAGAGGAGACCAACCACUCAUAGAGGCAAGAAAUACAACUUUAUCUGCUGAAAUUAAUGAUGGAUGGGGGUCUAGGGGAGAUGUCCCUCCACAGCCACUCGGAUCUGGCUCACAGCCAGGAUGGCAGGGCCAUGCUGCACUCCCGGGACCUUUCAGCUGCUUUCCCCAGGCCUUCCCUUGGGGGCUCCUCCAUGUCUCUGGAACCCGAGCCCCGUCCACCAGGCUUUGACCACUCCAUGUCAGCACUGGGCUACAGUGGCGAUUCCCCAUCCAGCUCUGGCAGUACUUACACCACGUUGACACCCCUGCAGCCCUUUGAUGACAAGUUCCACCACCACCACCAUCACCAUCAUCCCUGUCUCCCUGUCAGCAAUGUUAUUGGCAGCUUUACCCUCAUGCGUGAAGAUCGAGGCCUCAGCACCAACUUCUACAAUCCUUAUGGCAAGGAACUGGCCAUGUCCCAAAGCCUGUCACCUCCAUCCACAGGAUCAGGCCUGGGUUCCUCCAUGCAUGGCUAUGGCAGUCUGGGCAACAGCCCUAAUGGCAACGGCAGCCAGAUGCUCCCUGGUGGCUAUGAUGUCCAUGGAGGGAGCCUUUUCUGCCGAACAUCGGAUUUUGGCCGAGAGAUGUCACCACCAGGCUUAGGAGGAGGUGAUGUUUCAGUGGGGCAUCAGCUAAAUAAAAUGGAGACUCACCAGCAUGCCCCAGGCCAUCACCCACACAUCUAUACACAGCACUACCAGCCCCACCAUCACCCGAGCCAGCAAGCCACCAAGAUGGGUGACCACCUGCACUCAUCGUCUGCCUCAUCCUCACCCAGUGAGGGCAUGCUGCCGGGCUCACAGGGCAGUGGAGGCAGCACUGGAGAGGAGAUCAACACCAGGGAUGUGGCCCAAAGGAUCAUCACUGAGCUGAAGCGGUACAGCAUCCCCCAGGCCAUCUUCGCCGAGAGGGUUCUGUGUAGGUCACAGGGCACACUGUCUGACCUCCUGAGGAACCCUAAGCCCUGGGGCAAGCUCAAGUCUGGCCGUGAGACCUUUAAAAGGAUGUCCCGCUGGCUCCAGGAACCUGAGUUUCAAAGAAUGGCCUCGCUCAGGCUUGAGGCCUGCAAGCGUAAGGAGCAGGAGCAGAACAAGCUGGAGCGCAACCAGGGCCCGAAGCGCACUAGGCUGGUGUUCACAGACCUGCAGCGGCGUACGCUUAUGGCCAUCUUCAGGGAGAACCACCGCCCAACCAAAGAGCUGCAGGUCACCAUCGCCCAGCAGCUGGGCUUAGAGCUCUCAACUGUCAGCAACUUCUUCAUGAAUGCCCGCCGACGCAACCUCAACAAGUGGGCAGAUGAGGGCCGUCCUUCUUCCACCGGUUCCUCGGGCUCCAGCAUUUCCUCCUCCGCAGUGUCCUGCAGCACGGCAUGAUGAUAGACCGUCGCGGAGGUGUGGUGGGUAGGGCGCUGAGGGAGCAAGGGGGCACAUAGACUGGUCUAGGCAGAGAUCAGCCGUAAUAAAUGUCCUCCUCGUUAUCAGAAGGAGGGAUGGAGCCAGCUAUUAUAGAUGAGUUUAUGAAGAUGAAGCAUUUUUUUCCCAAACCAAAGUUGAUUGUUCCCUUGAAAAGGAAGGGGCAAUGCCUAGAAUGAUAUGAUUGCAAGAUGUGAGGUCUUGCUUGUAUAGUCAAGGGUGCAAAGAUGAUUUGACUCAAAGAAGAGUCACACCCUUACAUAGAUACCAUCUCAUUGCAUUAUUUUGAUUAUGUAGAUUAGAAAUAUUGAGGGUAUUACAAAUCAGGAGGAAGCAUAUUUUGGUGUACCUUCAAAUCUAUUCUCAUCUCUCCAAACGUGAAGAAUCAAGAGGUGCCGUUUGCUCACAUCUGGAGAGCUUCAUUGUGUAACUUCUUAAUCAAGUGAUCACCAUCAUCCAAAGACAUUAAUCCUCCCCCAAUGUUCUUAUAGCCCUUUUUUUCCCCUCCAGAAUCAAGACGAAAUUGGAGGAAGAGGCACUUUUUUUAAAUUCUAAUUUUUUUCUUGGAGAACUGAAUUCCCUUUUCUUAGCAUGUGUUUCCAUGGUAAUGGUUCCCAGGACCGUAUGGCGUUGUUCCAAGUUCGGAGCCUGGAAUAAUCAGGAGGGUUCUGUAGCGUCUGUGACUCCCAAUUGUCAAUCAUUUGCCAUCAACAGGAGCCUCUUCUGUAUUGUGUCAAGAUGGUCCUACCUUGAAUGAAUCAGAGUUUUCAAGGGGGAACCGCAGCGCAUCUCACCGUAUGCCAGGACAGAAUCAAUAAACACGAGCAGGAUGCAGAAACAGACUUGUUGGUGCAGCCGUCUAGCUUUAAGACUCUCGCUGAGCUUCCAAAUGAAAGCUCCAUAGCCAUUUUUUUGGACUCAAAAUCAAGCCAAAAAUUAUAAAAAAAAAACAAAAAACCAAAAAAACCAAAAACAACAUUUGAACACAAAGGCUCCCUGGAGAAGAGGUACACCAGACACAAUGUAUAGUGACAUUGUAGUAUUUUUUUCCACUCAUUUCCAAACAACUGUAUACUCCUCCAUUACAAAAAUCUUUUUUUACAGAUGUCUAGAAAAUGGAGGAAUGUGAUUCUUUCCAACCUUUUUGUACAGAUUUCAAGCACAUCGCUCUAUUUAUAGAAACACGUUGGAAGUGUGGGGCAGUUUGUUUCAGCCCUGCUGACGUACAAGGUCAUUUUUUUGGUCCACAAAGGAAUGGCUUUAACCAUGCCUCCUUAUAGCCAAUAGACGAAUCAAACCAAGAACUUUUCAAAUGCAAUUAAUGAUCUGAUCAACAUAUUUAUUACGGCAUUUGUGUAUUUAUUGAUUUCCCUUUUUCCUUUCCUUUAUUUAUUUGGUUGUUUAUUUAUGCUAUCUAUAUACUGUAAGUAUUUAUUUAACGAUGCUCUGUAUGUCUGUGUGAAACUGAAGACUUUUUGUGAUGGGCACUUUUAGCUGUAGAAUCCCAUCGUAAUACCAAAGAUUAACAUUGCCUCCCUGAAUGUACGGCCUGAAACCCUAAACCCAGUACCCGAUUCAACCCGACCCAGCCUGACCCAGUGAUGUUACGUAUCUCUCUCUAUCUUUAAGGCCUGGCCGUUUUUGUUUUCUUUGUUUUUUGUAGAAUUUUGGGGAAUUCUUUACUCUUGCAAAUGUCUCUGCUGUCAGCUCUUAAAUGCCAAGGCCAAAGCUUGUUUGAAUGUUGUGAUAAUAUUUAUAAUUAAUAUUACUAUGAAUAAUGACAAUAAUAAUAAUAACAAAGACAAUGUGGCAUCCCAUAGGUUCACAAGUUGCUUGUAAAGUUGUGUUCAGACCAGUGCCAUCUGGCAGUGUGUGUAAAGUGUCUGGGGACCCACUUAAAGCGCUGUCUAAUGUUGCGCGUGAAUCCUUUGGGGUCACAUGCAAACAUGCGUACCGUGCAUACCCAUCUCCCUCACCUAACCCCUUCCCCAGUGCAGAUACUACUGUCUAUGUCCUUCUCAGUGUGAUCUCACCAUCCACCACAUGCCAAGGCUUCUGCUAGUUGUCUCAGUUCCAAGGGAUUUAGUAGGAUUCACUCCCAACUCCUAUCGUGUUUUCCUCCUCUUAGAGGAUGUUUUUCUCUUGGUUCUUAAGGUCUCAAGGUUUGUUUGUGUUUUAUGUGGUUCUUAAGGUGUGUUCCUCAUCUUCUGGGAAAUUGGGUUUAUGUACCCCUGGUUCUGAAAGUCUUAGGGAUGGGUUCCGUCCCAUCCAAUAGUUUGUCCCUGGUUUUAUGGUCAUCUUCACGUUUGUUUCUCAUCUUUUGGGGAUCUUUAAUUUCUUUACAAGGUCCUUUAGGUUUUUGAGUUUUGUCGCCGGCCUCCUAAAGUUCAGUCUUUAUAAGUCUUUGAUUUUCUUGUGAGGCUUGUGGGGUUUGUCAUUAGCCGUGUAAGAGGUUCACUGAUCUUUUCUAAUCAUUCAGAGUUUUGGAGUUUCUUCUAGGUCCUCCUUCCUUGCUUGGAUUUUCCAAUGGUCUGAAUGGUGGAUGCCUAAAUCUGGAGAAGUCACCCAAGAUUUAAUUCUCUGACUGCUGUCUAAAUGCUGCCCAAGAGUGGGAAAACUAGAUUGGCCGUUUUCAACAUUGACUCUUUCUCUGCCUCGUUUUCUCUCCCUUUCUCUGUCUUUAACAUUGUAAGGGGCGGAUUGCCGGGGCCCCCUUCACAGCGUGCACUUGAAAGACGGGUGGUCAUGAAAGAGGCCAUUGACUUUUUCGUGGACUUCAAAGGGGAGGCUUUUUUCAUCCCGUCUCCUCUCUGGGUAUCUGGUCUGGGGUCUGCUCUUGGCCAGACCUGUGGGCUUU
Messenger RNA from Archocentrus centrarchus (flier cichlid), 4957 nucleotides. RefSeq names its product one cut domain, family member, like (gene onecutl). Gene Ontology annotation, biological process: regulation of transcription by RNA polymerase II. The record is from RefSeq and is a predicted model, not a curated record. Gene Ontology annotation, cellular component: nucleus. NCBI's taxonomy places the organism in Eukaryota, Metazoa, Chordata, Actinopteri, Cichliformes, Cichlidae. Gene Ontology annotation, molecular function: DNA-binding transcription factor activity, RNA polymerase II-specific; RNA polymerase II cis-regulatory region sequence-specific DNA binding. The transcript has 3 exons. Bases 703 to 2061 code for a protein of 452 amino acids.